AUCAGCAACCUAACCCAGCGAAAAACUGGACAACCGAGAGUAAAACAUAUAUUGAAACUCCGAAUUCCUUGCAGCUUAAUGGUUGAUUUAUCUUAAGACUAAACCAAAGAAAUGUGUCCAUAAAGACCGUGUACAGAGAUACUAAAGAUGAACAAACUUAUAUUUGUCUUUAUUGCUGUAUUGACAAUAGCAGUAAACCAGUCAGCUGCAAAAAAGCAUCAUACUAAGCACGUGACUACCGACAAAGGAAGCAAAGGGGAAUUAAAAACAUUACGAGAACUUCUUGGGAAACCUAAAGAAAAUCCCGGCUCUGCMAAAGCAUUCAAAGGAACUAGAAAGACAACAAGGCUUCACAAGAUUUGUUCAUGGAAGAAGCACCUUAAGAAUAAACCGGACGAGUGGACCGAAGACAAAACCGUCUACGAUAAACUAAUUUGUGGCUUUUAUACAAUGCAAGACGAAUAUCAGAAACAUUCACACAAGGCAGCAGCUAUUCUCUCUGGACAAAACAGCCAAAAAUCAUUAGAGGAGCAGAAAAAGGAUUUAUUCAACGCGAUUCAUAAUAUGGCAAAAGCUUCGGGGCCUUUGCCUCGUUUGAAUCUCAAGAUGAUCGGAAGAUAAACAUAGAAACUGCUACGAGAAUUCUCCAAACGUUUCUCAACUGAGUUGAAGAGAAUUUAACCAUACCACUUGACUCUCAACUCGUAGUUCAUGAGAUCGAUUGGAUUACUAGCUUUAGUGUCCACCAAACUAUAGGGAAAAUUUGAAAAAAGACCCAAACAAUUCUACUCGAUAUUUUUUCGACUAUUUUCGCUUUAUUGGGAUGACCAUGGUCUACCAUAAACAGACCAUAAUUCACUAGCCAAUCAGAAUUCAGGAUUAGUGAUAGCCCAUAGUUUGGUGGAUAGUAAAAUAUGUAGCUCAUUUAUAUAAUGUACUAUUUUGCUACAGGAAUGGUGGAUAUAUCGAACGUUCCAUGUAGAACGAGCCAGAUGGAAAAUCACUCCGUAGGCCAGCAUUCACUGUACAUCAGUGUAUUUGACAAUAACACUUACAACAUUGUAGUCGUGGCAGCGGGAAGGUGGGAGGGGGUUGAGUUAAGUGUAUAAUGUAAAAAAGGUACAAGUCCUUUUUCAAAAAAGAGUACAGCAAUGUUAUUGACUGACGAURAAAGACUGUUUUAUCGGCGCUUUAUUAGGAACUGUUCAUGCUCCUUGCAACAGGGUCUAUCAGAUACCUACUUGACAUACGCAGUAUACGUUUAGUCCUCAUCUACGUGUAUUGUUCCCUUCUUCAAGGGAGAUAAAAAUGAUACGGAAAAUCUUACGGAAACGCAACUGUGCGGACAAGUUAUAAAACAAGUUUAGUGUAUAGGUAUCAUCAAUACAUAUCGGAAUAAAUGAAGUCUUAUUAGACAAUGUAUCGAAAUAAAAACUAUGAUUAUUA
This is a messenger RNA of Exaiptasia diaphana, 1446 nucleotides long. RefSeq lists its product as uncharacterized. The record is from RefSeq and is a predicted model, not a curated record. The transcript is spliced from 5 exons. The coding region runs from base 148 to 621 and encodes 157 amino acids. NCBI's taxonomy places the organism in Eukaryota, Metazoa, Cnidaria, Anthozoa, Actiniaria, Aiptasiidae.